Messenger RNA from Sinocyclocheilus grahami, 1107 nucleotides. Its product is annotated as U2 snRNP-associated SURP motif-containing protein-like. The record is from RefSeq and is a predicted model, not a curated record. The coding region runs from base 191 to 733 and encodes 180 amino acids. The transcript is spliced from 6 exons. Lineage: Eukaryota; Metazoa; Chordata; Actinopteri; Cypriniformes; Cyprinidae. Gene Ontology annotation, molecular function: RNA binding.
UUAAGUUACACAUAUUUCCUCUUUGUGCUUGUUUUUGUCUGAUCCAGUUGAUGAGGGCUCAGAUAAGACUUUACCCACUGUUGCACUGUCUAAAUGGGAGAAGGUGGAAGAUUCAGAAUCCUCAGCCAAGAAUGACUCAGACACAGAGGUGAAUUCAAGUGGCCUGAAGGAAAACGAUGGUGACUCAGAUAUGAGCAGUGAUGAAGCUGACAGCCCCAGCAGGUAUGAGGGGGCGGAGUUUAAGAGUUCUCUGAGAAACUUUGAACUGUCUGAAAGCAAAAGGACACGCCUCCGAGAACUUGAGGUGAAGGUGAUGAAUUUCCAGGAUGAGUUGGAAUCGAGUAAGAGACAGAGGAAGUCCAGUAUGACUCUCCAACAGCAAGUUCAACACUACAGAAACAGACUGCUACAGAAGGAGUUUGACAAGGACGACCAGGAAAAGAAAGACAAAUAUUCACAAAAACAGAAAGACCGGUCCAAAAAAGACGAGCGGAGAGAUAAAGGGGAGGACAGGAGUAAAACAAGGGAUAAAGAAAAAAGUAGAAAGAGUGAGGACCGAGAAAGGAGUAGAGGAAGGAGUCGAGACAAAGAAGAGAGGAGAGAGAGAACAAGAUCCCGAUCACCACGCAAGUCAAAACGCUCUCGAUCACCAUCACCACAGCACAAAUCCUGGAGGUCAUCGUCCCGAUCACCACAUCGCUCGCACAAAAAGACCAAGAAGAGCAAACACUGAACUCUGACCCUUCGAACCCUGUGACCUCUGCAGUAAUCUCGUAACAGUCUGAUGGACUGCUUUCGUCAUGCUCAUCAAUAUGUUUUUAUUCCACAGUUCUGGCUGAUUUACAGCGGUUCAUUUGUUUCCAGAGCUGCAAUCACAACCCUGGGCUUGGCUGAGUUUUUCUAAGAUGAAGUGUGAACUUGUACAGAUCUUCUUUUUGUUUCGUAAACCAUUUUAUUUGUGUUUUCCUCUUGUUUUAAAUCCUGUGUUUAAAAAAUGCUGCAAGAUUGACCCCUCCACCUCCAGACUUUACAAUAAAAACAAUUGUGGAAGGAAAAAUGUGUCUUUAGAAUAUUAUAUAAGGAGUUAAAGGUUUUCACAAAAGCAGU